Molecule: messenger RNA, 3413 nt
Organism: Mus pahari (shrew mouse)
Lineage: Eukaryota; Metazoa; Chordata; Mammalia; Rodentia; Muridae
Gene: Bzw1
Product: basic leucine zipper and W2 domains 1
Exons: 11
Coding region: 92-1156 (354 amino acids)
Cellular component (GO): cytoplasm; membrane
Molecular function (GO): protein binding
Source: RefSeq, a predicted model, not a curated record
AGUUCUGGUCAGAGAGGUGACAGCACCACAGUUGCAGCCAGCUCUGGAAUUUCUGGCUCUUUUCUCUUCGCCUUAAAUUCGGGUGUCUUUUAUGAAUAAUCAAAAGCAGCAAAAACCAACGCUAUCAGGCCAGCGUUUUAAAACCAGAAAAAGAGAUGAAAAAGAGAGGUUUGACCCUACUCAGUUUCAAGACUGUAUUAUUCAAGGCUUAACUGAAACUGGUACUGAUUUGGAAGCAGUAGCUAAGUUUCUUGAUGCUUCUGGAGCAAAACUUGACUACCGCCGCUAUGCAGAAACACUCUUUGACAUUCUGGUGGCUGGCGGAAUGCUGGCCCCAGGUGGUACACUGGCAGAUGACAUGAUGCGCACAGAUGUCUGUGUGUUUGCAGCACAAGAAGACCUAGAGACCAUGCAAGCAUUCGCUCAGGUUUUUAACAAGUUAAUCAGGCGCUACAAAUACCUGGAGAAAGGUUUUGAAGAUGAAGUUAAAAAGUUACUGCUCUUCCUCAAAGGAUUUUCAGAGUCGGAGAGGAACAAGCUCGCCAUGUUGACUGGGGUCCUUCUGGCUAACGGAACCCUUAAUGCAUCCAUUCUUAACAGCCUUUAUAAUGAGAAUUUGGUUAAAGAAGGGGUUUCAGCGGCUUUUGCUGUAAAGCUCUUUAAAUCAUGGAUAAAUGAAAAAGACAUCAAUGCAGUUGCUGCAAGUCUUCGGAAAGUCAGCAUGGACAACAGACUGAUGGAGCUGUUCCCUGCCAAUAAACAAAGUGUUGAGCAUUUCACUAAGUAUUUCACUGAGGCAGGCUUGAAAGAGCUUUCGGAGUAUGUCCGCAACCAGCAGACCAUUGGGGCUCGGAAAGAGCUCCAGAAGGAGCUUCAGGAGCAGAUGUCCCGCGGCGACCCAUUCAAGGACCUGACUCUGCUACUGAAGAUUCAGGAGUAUUGCUAUGACAACAUUCACUUCAUGAAAGCCUUCCAGAAAAUAGUGGUGCUUUUUUAUAAAGCUGAGGUCCUGAGUGAGGAGCCCAUUCUGAAGUGGUAUAAAGACGCACAUGUUGCAAAGGGCAAAANUGUCUUCCUUGAGCAAAUGAAGAAGUUUGUAGAAUGGCUCAAAAAUGCUGAGGAGGAAUCUGAGUCUGAAGCUGAAGAAGGUGACUGAAUUUUGAAACAACAUCCUCAGUAAAGCAAACAGGAGUUGUAGAUAAAAUGUCAUGUCUCAUGUGUCCUGGUUCUUAACAUCUUCCUACCUCCCUAUAUCAAGCAUGAUAUAAGGGCUUUCAUGGCAAUUUUUAUUUUAACUGUUUUUAUGGUUACUGGAAAUGUUGGGUUUGGCUGAAACCACGUGUAAGGAGCUGCAGGAGCCGUAGAAUUGAAUCUGAUGUUGCAUUGGUUUUCAGUUACCUUCUACCUCCUGUAUUUUCUACUGUAAUAAUGUGAUGUAAGGCCUUCCGCAAUGAGCAGUUCACUUUAUUCCCUGGGUUUUCUAUAUAAACAGUUUUCAAGAUAUGAUUUGGUUAAAAACAAUUUGUUACAAAAAGAUUCUGUUUGCAAAUUAAACUGUAAAAGUAUCCAAAGUCUCAAAGGGCAAUGAUUUGUGUGAUAACUUAGUGUGUCCAGAGCCCUGUUCAUCNGUGAAAAUCCUGUAGAUGAUUGAAUCCAUAACAUGAAUCCUGGCGUUGGUUAUAUNUGAGCAUUUUCUUAUAUUUUUAGCCCCAGAUGUUUGAUUUCUGGGUAUCAUCCUUAGUAAAGCCAUGGAAAGCAAACUUGAGUUUGAGAACUACAUGUGGCAGAGGUAGGAAGAAGGAAACAGUCUUUUCCAGAAAUGUCUAGGUUCGUUUGUAUCUUUCCAGGUAGAACAAGUUGAUGACUCCUCACACAGACGUUCUACCCCAGGAUACAGCCAGACUGUUAGGAACUGAGUCAAGGAAAUGCUUGUCACUAAACCAUACGUUUGUUGGGAGNGUUUGGNUGAGCGUGUUCUAACAGGAUCUCUGUAUGACUCCAUUUUCCUUUGUGAAGGUGAAGGACAGUCAUUCGCGGUCUGCCAUCCAGUUGUCUGGGCCUGGCCUCAUUCUACUAUAUUCAAGCCCCUAGUCACUCACCCUAGUUGCCAUUUUCUUAAAUUGCCAUGANCCAAAUACUUAAAUUGAUUAAUCCAUUUAUUUUAAUGGCUGCCUUCGUUGCUUUUCUUUUUGCUAUCCAUUUAUAGUUAGUUGGUAGGGGAAGAUGUAGCCACCUUUUUGGGAAAGGCUAAAAGUGAACAUUUUGAAAGUUUGUUUGUUUGUUUUUUUAAAUUGGUAAAAGAAAAUAGUAAGAAUAAUGCCACCAGAGACUUCAGUGGAAAUUGCCCAUUUUGAAGGUGCCAUCCUUAGAAGCCAAGAAUUUGGUAUUUAAAGUUUAUCUUGAGAGAAUAACAUGUAAUAUAAUUUGAAAUAAAGGUAUAGUAACCUUAAGAGCAUUGUAGCAAAAACAUUGGUGGGUGGGGUGAAUUUGUAAAAUGAAUGACUUUGAUAAAGUUUUAUGCACAGGCAAAUGUAUUCAUUAGAUUCUGUGUAGUGAUCUGCUUUCCCUUUGUAAUUUGUAGUCCUAAAAAGAUUUUUUUUUUUUUAAAUAAAGUCCAUCCUUACAUUUAGGUUUUAUAGAUCAGUCUUUUUAUUCCCCCAAUCCCAUUGAUCCCUAAUGUCGUGCUGUAUGUCGUGCUUUCAGAUGUCAACUGUGUAUAAGUGUUAGGAACAACUUGUCCAUAGAACUUGCAGACUAAACACCUCACAGAUUCCAAUGUAGCCAGAACUACAUUGCCAUUUCUACAACCAGAUCCUUGCAUGUUAACCGCCGUUCAAAACGCACCGUUUAUUAUAUACUGUGUAUAGUGAGAGUGUGUAGUCUUCCAGAACUACAUUAUGAUCUUUGAUCAUUGAUCUCCCCCCCCUUUAUACACAGUAGUGUUUACUUAGUAUAAUAGCACAUGGGUAAGGCACCUGUGAGUACAAUGUAAAGAAAGGGAUUUAUGAAAUUAUUCUCAUUUUAAGUUUAAAUGCCAACCUAUGGCCUCCAAUAUGUAAUUCUUAAUGGAGAUGUGAAAACUGUACUCUGAAUCAUGAUUGGGUAACUGUUGAUUGAAUUCCUAACUUGGUGUCAGUUUCUAAGGCCUUUGUGUCUUGGAUACUGUACUGUGUGUUUAGAACUGAUAAGUGUCACCUUAUUCUGGGAUUAUUGUCCUAGAAAUAUUCUGUUCUUAUGAAUUUUCAGAUACCAAAAUGCCACAUAUUUUACUCAGCAUAACGAUUGGUGGUGAGGGGAAAUGCAUGUGACCAAGAGAUUAACUUAUAACAGUAUUCAAGCUUUUUCCAUUAUCCAAAUCCCCAGAAACCUUUUCCCCUAAUAGCACCCCAAUAAAUUUUAAUAUAGAUACACUA